AUGAAAAAGUCAAAGACCACCUCUCACAUUGGACUCUUGUCCUUUUUGCAGAGUUCUGCUGAUUCCUACACGAGUAGACCAUCGGAUUCCGACCUGUCCCUGGAGGAGGACAAGGAGGCGUCUCGGCGUGAGGCCGAGCGCCAGGCCCUGCUCCAGCUCGAGAGAGCCAAGACCAAACCUGUGGCAUUUGCAGUGAGAACCAAUGUCAGCUACUGCGGGGCUCUCGAUGAAGACUGUCCGGUUCAGGGUGCUGCCAUCAACUUUGAAACCAAAGAUUUUCUACACAUAAAAGAGAAGUAUAAUAAUGACUGGUGGAUCGGGAGGCUGGUGAAGGAGGGGGCAGAUAUUGCCUUCAUCCCCAGCCCUGUUAAACUGGAGGCCAUGCGGAUCAAGCAGGAACAGAAAACAGCUCAGAGGAAAAUGGGUGGAAAUGCUUCAUCUGGUGGCUGGAGGUCUACUCCUCCUUCUGCAGCCAAACAGAAGCAGAAGCAGUGUUCCAUCCAUCCUGUUGUUCUGGUUGGCCCCUCGCUGAAAGGCUAUGAGGUGACUGAUAUGAUGCAGAAAGCCUUGUUUGACUUCCUGAAACACAGAUUUGAUGGGAGGAUUUCUAUCACACGGGUGACUGCAGAUCUGUCUCUGGCCAAGAGGUCUGUACUGAACAAGAAAGCUAUCAUGGAGAGGUCAAACACACGUUCCAGUCUGGACCUAUUUUCCGAGGUGCAGAGUGAGAUUGAGAGAAUAUUUGAACUGGCUAAAAGCCUGCAGUUGGUGGUCUUGGAUGCAGAUACUAUCAACCACCCCACACAGCUUCUCAAGACCUCCCUCGCCCCCAUCAUUGUCUACGUCAAAGUGUCCUCUCCAAAGGUUCUUCAAAGACUCAUUAAGUCCAGAGGGAAAUCUCAAAGCAAACAUCUCAACGUGCAAAUGAUGGCUGGAGAUAAACUAGCACAGUGCCCACCAGAAAUGUUUGAUGUUAUACUGGAUGAGAAUCAGUUAGAGGAUGCCUGCGAACACCUGGCCGAAUACUUAGAUAUAUACUGGCGUGCCACUCACCUGCCAGGCUCCGCCCCCCUGAACCCUCUAGUGGAGCAAAAUGUAGUUACACCACCCUCAGCCAACUCUAGCCAACAGUUCUCAGAGACGCAGGAGCUAAUUGAAUGAGCACUACCACAAAUUAGGAGUGACACAGAACAUUCCAGAAAGACCCCCAGAAUAUUCCUCAAAGACCAGCCACUCACUGCCCCAGAAUGAGACGGGGCUCAGAGCAACUGCCCCCCUGAUGAGAAAGAGGAGGAACGGAGGGAUGGUGAAAGAGAUGAAGGCCAGCGGAGAAGUGGACCAAUCCCAGCCUCACUGACAGUGACAACACACACUCUCUACUAACCCUGCACUAACACAUGUGUCAUCCUUUACAUCUCAGGGCCACUCUGCUGCAGGCCUUCAGCUAACACACACACAAGUAUACACACAUUCAACUGGUCUGAAUGUCCCUGCUGAGCCCAACGCUGAGAUCAACAGGGGUUUCCCCAACCCCUUGGUGGUGCCAUCUGUCCACCAGGUUCUGCCAGCCUGACUCUGGCACUGGCAUCAGAGCAUCCAUACCAUGCCCUCACAAAGAAGGGCACCACAUGCCACUAACAUCCCGCUCACUCAGUCUCCACCUCCUGCAUCGCUUUUGGUUUGUUUUCAAGGCCAUACCUUUUGCACAAUACAUUUCAUUUCAAUCAAUCGUCAAAU
This is a messenger RNA of Sinocyclocheilus rhinocerous, 1737 nucleotides long. Its product is annotated as voltage-dependent L-type calcium channel subunit beta-4-like. The transcript has 14 exons. Gene Ontology annotation, cellular component: voltage-gated calcium channel complex. Gene Ontology annotation, molecular function: protein binding; voltage-gated calcium channel activity. NCBI's taxonomy places the organism in Eukaryota, Metazoa, Chordata, Actinopteri, Cypriniformes, Cyprinidae. The record is from RefSeq and is a predicted model, not a curated record. Gene Ontology annotation, biological process: calcium ion transmembrane transport. Bases 1 to 1161 code for a protein of 386 amino acids.